Messenger RNA from Emiliania huxleyi CCMP1516, 834 nucleotides. RefSeq lists its product as hypothetical. Lineage: Eukaryota; Haptophyta; Isochrysidales; Noelaerhabdaceae. Gene Ontology annotation, biological process: response to stress; positive regulation of DNA-templated transcription. Gene Ontology annotation, cellular component: nucleus. The transcript has a single exon. The record is from RefSeq and is a predicted model, not a curated record. The coding region runs from base 1 to 834 and encodes 277 amino acids. Gene Ontology annotation, molecular function: transcription cis-regulatory region binding; DNA-binding transcription factor activity.
AUGAAGCGGAAGCGCCACAUACGUACCGCCGCUACGGCCGCAGAGGACGCCAUCUCCUUCCAGCAUUCAGCAUCGGCCCCGCAGCCUCCGCGGGGGAAUGAUGACCGACGCGACGGGGAAGAGCCGGCAGCGGAGGCGGCUGCAACAGAGCUGGCUAUGGAAACGCCGGUGGCAGAGGCCGACGGGGUGCUCCUGCACCUCUCCGGCAAGAGCACAACUGGGUACGCGGGUGUGUCCAAACUCGCCACGGGCCGCUUCAGAGCGCAGCACUACGUGGGCGGAAAGCAGGUCCGCCUGGGCCACUUCGGCACGGCGGUGCAAGCGGCGGUGGCGUACGCGCGGGCGGUAGGGCAUGCGCGAGGGCUGGGGGGACAGGUUUCGGACCCGGCGAUGGCGGCGCAGACAGCAGCAGACGCGGAACGAGCGGCAGAGGUGGUGCCAGAGGCGGAGGGCCUGCGCCUGCACCUCUCCAGCAACGGCACCGGCUAUAAGGGCGUGAGCAGACAAUAUGACAGAAAAUUCCAGGCAGCCUGGACUUUCGACGGAACGCCCCAAUACCUCGGCAGCUUUGACACGGCAGUCGAGGCGGCAGUGGCCUACGCACGUGCUUUCGGGGAGGCUCCGGCGGUGGUGGCGGACUUCGAGGGGCUGCGCCUGCACCUCUCCAGCAGCAACCGCACGGGCUACAAGAACGUGUACCAGCAGUCUGCUAGCCGCUUCCAGGCGUUCAACAAAGUGGACGGGAGGCGGCUCUGUCUCGGCACCUUCGACACGGCGGUGGAGGCGGCGGCGGCCUACGCGCGGGCGGUCGAGGUGCCGGUGGUGUGCGAUUAG